AUGCAAAAGAUUGAAACACAACUGCUCAUAAUAGGAGCACCGAAGGCCAAGAGUCGAAGCAAUACGUCCAUCGCAACAGGUUUAAUUUUCACGUGCCGAUUGCAACUGAACGUGAAAAGAGUGACUUGCAAACCGUUGGGUUCUGAUAAUGAAUAUGAAGAUUUGGUGUUCGCUAGAUUCUCAACGUACUCAGACUUUUUUCGGAAUGACAUGUGGUUCGGGGCCACAAUUACGACCGUAUCGAAUGGAAAAUUAUUAGUUUGUGCCCCUCGGUAUGCAACGCCGUACAAGAAUACUCAUUUGUUAAUGAACGGGGCUUGUUAUAUUCAAGCAGAGAAUAGAGGUGCUACUCUCCUACCAUUGAAGGAAAUGAAUAGACAGGCCUUCGUAACAGAUGGAACUAGAAAGGAGUUUGGUGAUUACGGAACUCACCUCAAUUUCUACGCUUACGGCCAAGCUGGGAUGUCACUUAAAGAGACUGGAAAUAACAGUGUGAUUGUAGGAGCCCCUGGUCUACUGCAGUGGACAGGAGGAAUAGUGGAAUAUAAAUAUUAUCCUGAUACAAAAAGUAUUUACUUUGGUAAACAGCCCAUUACAAACCCUUAUUACACUAAAGAAGUUGCUCCUGACGAUUAUUUAGGUUACAGUGUAGAGUCCGGUGUCUUCGAAGCGAACGGCAAAACUCUAUACGUGGCUGGAGCACCUCGCUCUAAAUCUGGACUUGGGCAAGUCCUAAUAUUCGAACCGUCGUUCAAAGAGUCAGACCCAAUCCACAUAAAAGCCAAAGUGACUGGACCGCAGCUGGGUUCAUACUUCGGUGCCACUUUGUGCUCUGCUGACAUCAAUGGUGACGGAAUCAGUGAUUUGCUUGUGGGAGCUCCCAACUAUGUACAUAAGAACGACACAAUUACAUUUAACCAAGGCGCUGUGUUUGUUUACUUGACGGAACAGCAGUUUCAGGAUGACUUUAAGCUAAAAGAGGCAGGUUUUGUUAGCGGUACCAGAGAAAAUGGCGCACAUUUCGGUCUUACCAUAGCUGUUCUUGGUGAUGUGGACGGAGAUGGCUUUAAUGAUAUCGCUGUUGGUGCUCCUUGGGAGGACAACGGGUCCGGUGCAGUUUAUAUUUACCGAGGCGGUAAAACCGGUUUGAGAAGCGACUAUGCCCAGAAAAUCAAGGUGGCGGGCGCAAAAACUUUCGGCGGUUCUAUAUCUAAGGCUGUCGAUGUUGAUAAUAAUAAUUGUAAUGAUUUAGCCAUAGGUGCCUACAAAUCCAAAACAGCAUACAUCUUCAGAUGUGUACCUACGAUCCACGUUGAUAUUUCUAUCAGAGUGCCGGAUGCAAUGAAUUUGCAACCCAAUUCUACCAACUUUACAGCUCUGUUUUGUGUAAAGGCCACUGAGAAUAGUUUGUGGUCUCAAGUAAGAUUAGAUCUAAAAGCAUUCGUAGAAAUAGACAGUGAAGGAAGUCGGGCGAUGUUGGAUGGAGAUUCAGAAUACCAGGUCUCCGUUAAACCUGGAAUCGAAAUAUGCGAAGAACAUAUUGUAAAAGUGCAUCCAACGGCCGACUUAUCAAAUCCUAUUUCAAUGAAAUUCAAUUUGGCGCCAAUCGAAACCUUCCAAGACAGCACGUCAUUCCCUAGCCACGUGGCUCGGCUGUCAGAUGACUCGAUUCUCAGUACCUCUUUCGACAUUCAAUUAACAAGGGACUGUGGUGAAGAUUUAAUUUGUAAGCCAUUAUUAGACAUGACACUCGAGUCUUUGGACAGUCCUUACAUACCGGGAACAGAUAACCGGCUUGGCCUCAAAAUCAAUAUAAUUAACAAGGAGGAAGCGUCGUAUGGCGCCAUAGUCCACUUGACUCUACCCUCGUUGCCGAAAAGAUUACCAAGUGUGUGUUCUUUGGACGAAUAUAACGUGACUUGCAAGGUGCCUUCACCAAUGUACAGAGGGGAAGCUGUCGAGUGGGUUAUCGAAGUAGAGUAUGCGCAAAAGGAAGUUAAUAAUAAGGAAAUCCGUAUAGAAGUGAAGUUACAUGUACCCUUCUACCGCGGAACCGAUAUGGAGAAAAUUGUAAAAGAGCUUAGGAUUUUUGUGACACCAAAAGCAAGCUUUUCUAUUAGUGGGAAGCCAUUACCAAACUCAACUGUUCCUGUGACAAGAGACAAAUUCAACGCACGCGACAAGAUUUACUUUGUACAUUAUUUUGAGGUAAUGAACUUUGGCCCGUCCGAUUGGUUUAAUUUAUCGGCGCAGCUUUUACUCUCCGAUAAGGCAAACGUAUCCAAUAAGAUAAAAGGCUGUUCUGAAGGAGCAUUGAUUGAGUGUUCCUGGUCUAUUCCUGCGAAAGUUUCCCUACCCGUAGCGGUACCUUUAAACUUCGAUUUGAAUAUAUUUGGUGAUUUCCUUGAAGAAAAUAAAUCGUAUGGUAUAACGACUACCCUACUACUGAUGGACGAACAAAAUAAGACAACCUCGAUUACUACAACCCUAACGUUGGAGCCAGCUCCUCCCAUUUGGCCCGUCGUAGUUGGGUGUAUAGCUGGGCUGCUACUUUUGUCACUCAUAGUCUUCGUUAUGUACAAAUACGGUUUCUUCUCUCGACAAAGACGCGAAGAUCUCAAACGUCUCCAGGAGCAAAGCUUAUCCGAACCGAGCACAUCACUAGCUGACGUCAUAUCCACAGAUGCAGAAGAAUCCACCACAGAACUUCUAUCGGAUUCAGAUUAA
Messenger RNA from Leptosia nina, 2727 nucleotides. The record is from the annotation of a GenBank genome assembly. NCBI's taxonomy places the organism in Eukaryota, Metazoa, Arthropoda, Insecta, Lepidoptera, Pieridae.